Molecule: messenger RNA, 2121 nt
Organism: Mytilus trossulus (common blue mussel)
Lineage: Eukaryota; Metazoa; Mollusca; Bivalvia; Mytilida; Mytilidae
Product: long-chain fatty acid transport protein 2-like
Exons: 11
Coding region: 86-1945 (619 amino acids)
Molecular function (GO): long-chain fatty acid transmembrane transporter activity; long-chain fatty acid-CoA ligase activity
Source: RefSeq, a predicted model, not a curated record
CUUAAAGAUAGCACUUGUAAAGUAACCUACUAAGAUGUUACCUCUAUUCUUUUGGAGUUAACUUAUAAUUGGUCAAUACGCAGCUAUGUCAGGUAAACCAUUGAUAGCUGUUGGUGGGGCAGCAGGGGUGUCUCUAAUUGCAUGGCGAACCAUGUUACCGUGGAUAAAAUAUGAUUGGCAGACAAUGAAGGCAGGAAAGAAAGUAGCAAAAAGAUUUAUCGACGAUAUCAAUAACAAACGUACAAUUAUUGAUAAUUUUGAGGCUACGGUAAAGAAAUGCCCGAAAAAAACUUUUGUGAUUUUAGAUGACAGAUGUUUUUCAUACGAGUAUGUCAACGAACAGGCAUGCAGAGUGGCUAAUAUAGUCAUACAUUGGAACUUGAAAAAGGAAGAUUCUGUAUCAAUCUUUGUACAUAACAGUGUAGAAUACAUUUGGACAUUUUUGGGUUUACAGAAACUUGGUGUAAUCACAACGUUAUUAAAUAUAAACAUCCGUGGUGACCCAUUGGUUAAUGCAAUACAGGUGACAGACACAAAAGCCAUCAUUGUUGGUCAAGGUGAUGAUCUAUACGGUGCAAUAAAUGAGAUAAGAGGAAAACUUGAUGUACCAGUUUAUUUUAUGGGAGACUGUUCUGAUGAUGUGCAAUCCUGGGACAUGCUUAUGAUGAAAUCAUCACCAGCAGAUAUAAGUCCAACCAUUAGAAGCCAUAUUAAUAUAUUCACCUCUUGUUGCUAUAUAUUUACUUCCGGUACAACAGGUUUACCAAAGGCGGCAUUAAUAUCACAUGGAAAAGCGCUAGCUUACCCUAAGAUAGUGUGGGCAAUAGACCUUAAACCAGAAGAUGUAAUGUACGACGUGUUACCAUUUUAUCAUGCAACUGGUCUCGUUGGAUGGCUAGCUGCUAGUGAAAUAGGCUGCACUGUUGUCAUACGUAAGAAAUUCUCUGCGCACCAAUUUUGGGAGGACUGUAGAAAAUAUAAAGUUACAGUUGUGCAAUAUAUCGGCGAAUUGCUGAGAUAUCUUAUAGCACUACCUGAGGACCCUUUGGAUGGAAAUCAUAAUGUAAAGUAUUUCAUUGGCAAUGGACUGCGACAAGAUAUUUGGAUCCCAAUCCAAAAGAGAUUUAAAAUACCGUACAUCAUGGAAUUCUUUGGUGCGAGUGAAGGAACCGCUUUGAUGUACAAUAUGUGUAAUAAACCAGGAGCUGUUGGAAGGAUAUCACCUUUGAUGAACAGAUUAGAUCCUGCACCAAAGUUUCUGUUGAAGUAUGACUUGGCUACGGCAACACCAAUACGUAAUAAAUCAGGACGCUGUAUUGAGGUUAGAAUAGGAGAACCUGGGUUACUAAUUUGUGGAAUUCCUCCAACAUAUAAACUUGAAAACGGUUUGUACAAAGGUAACAUGGAGAUGACUGAGAAAAAGAUUGUACGUAACGUCUUCAAAGAAGGGGAUGUUUACUUCAACUUUGGUGACUCUUUGUAUAUGGAUAAAGAUUACUUCGUUUAUUUUCAUGAUCGAGUUGGAGACACAUUCAGAUGGAAAGGUGAAAAUGUGUCAACUACAGAGGUUGCAAACAUCAUUACAGCCUUGUCUUUCAUCAUAGAUGCUAAUGUGUAUGGUGUCAAAGUACCAGGUCAUGACGGAAGAGCAGGAAUGGCCUCUCUGGUUUUGAAAGGGAACGAAAAACUGACCAGUGAAAAGUUGAAGGCAAUCUACCAUCACUGUGAGCAGAAAUUGCCAAAAUAUUCCAGACCAAUAGUACUACGUCACGAAAAGGAAAUGCGGACAACAGGAACAUUCAAACAACAUAAAGUUGUCUUAAUGGAAGAAGGAUUUGAUCCAAAAGUUGUCUCUGAUCCAAUGUUCUAUUUAUCAACAGAAGCAAAAACAUAUGUUUCCCUUAACCAAACGAGCCAUCUUAAUUUCUUACAGUCAAAACUUUAAUAUAUGCUGUAUAUCACUUUUCUACGUUAUGCUGAUUAUAGAAUAUAUAUCUAACGUAUAUUCUAUAAUCAGCAUAACUUAGAAAAGGUAUAAGUUGGACACUGUGUUAAAUAUAUGCAAGAAACAUCAUUCUUUUUUCCGAAUAGUUAUUACUAUGAAGCAAUUUAUGAUACUUA